Aspergillus novofumigatus IBT 16806 is the source of this 2006-nucleotide messenger RNA. RefSeq names its product 2,3-bisphosphoglycerate-independent phosphoglycerate mutase. NCBI's taxonomy places the organism in Eukaryota, Fungi, Ascomycota, Eurotiomycetes, Eurotiales, Aspergillaceae. Bases 232 to 1794 code for a protein of 520 amino acids. Gene Ontology annotation, molecular function: manganese ion binding. The record is from RefSeq and is a predicted model, not a curated record. Gene Ontology annotation, biological process: glucose catabolic process. Gene Ontology annotation, cellular component: cytoplasm. The transcript is spliced from 4 exons.
CCCCCUCCAUAGUAGUAAUUAUCAUCCUGAUAGCGACAGCAAUUGUUUUUCACCGGCCAGCCAAUUCUUUUCUCUCUCUCUUUCUUUCUCUUUCUUCCAUCCAGUCAAUUCUCCUAACGUCAAAUUAACGCUUCCUUUUUGUGAGUUACAUCGAAUUAUCCUCACUCAUUUCCACCCCAUCAAAAUUGGUCGUUAAAUUGUCAAUCAACCAACUCUCAGACUAGGUUCACAAUGACCAAGGUUGACCAAAAAGUCGUUCUGAUCGUCAUCGACGGCUGGGGUAUCCCUGGCCCCGACUCUCCCAAGGACGGAGAUGCGAUCGCUGCCGCGGAGACACCCUACAUGUCCGGCUUUGCCGAAGAGAACUCGAAGACGGCUCAAGGAUAUACCGAGCUGGAUGCCUCGUCGCUGGCCGUCGGUCUGCCAGAGGGUUUGAUGGGCAACAGUGAGGUUGGCCAUCUGAACAUCGGCGCUGGCCGUGUCGUCUGGCAGGACAGCGUUCGCAUUGAUCAGACCCUCAAGAAGGGUGAAUUGAAGAAGGUCGACAACAUUGUCAAGUCCUUUACUCGCGCCAAGGAGGGCAAUGGUCGUCUGCACCUGCUGGGUCUGGUCUCCGAUGGCGGUGUUCACUCCAACAUCACUCACCUGGCCGGUCUGUUGAAGGUCGCCAAGGAGAUGGAGAUCCCUCAGGUCUUCAUUCACUUCUUCGGUGACGGCCGUGAUACCGACCCCAAGAGCGCUACCAAGUACAUGCAGGACUUGCUUGAUCACACCAAGGAGAUCGGCAUCGGUGAGAUCGCCACGGUGGUUGGCCGCUACUACGCUAUGGACCGCGACAAGCGUUGGGACAGAGUCGAAGUUGCCAUGAAGGGUAUUGUCUGCGGUGAGGGCGAAGAGAGCUCUGACCCCGUGAAGACUAUCAAGGAGCGCUAUGAGAAGGGUGAGAACGACGAGUUCCUCAAGCCAAUCAUUGUUGGCGGCAAGGAAAGGCGCGUGCAGGACGACGACACCCUCUUCUUCUUCAACUACCGUUCGGACCGUGUCCGCGAGAUUACCCAGCUGCUGGGCGACUAUGACCGCUCUCCCAAGCCCGACUUCCCUUACCCCAAGAACAUCCACAUCACCACCAUGACCCAGUACAAGACCGACUACACCUUCCCCGUUGCCUUCCCCCCUCAGCACAUGGGCAACGUGCUAGCCGAGUGGCUCAGCAAGAAGGACAUCCAGCAGUGCCACGUCGCCGAGACCGAAAAGUACGCGCACGUCACUUUCUUCUUCAACGGAGGUAUCGAGAAGCAGUUCCCUGGCGAGGUGCGCGAUAUGAUCCCCUCGCCCAAGGUCCCUACCUACGACCAUGAACCCGAGAUGAGCGCCGAAGCCGUCGGCAAGAAGAUGGCCGAGCGCAUCGCCGAGGGAAAAUUCGAGUUCAUCAUGAACAACUUCGCUCCUCCCGACAUGGUCGGUCACACCGGUGUGUACGAGGCCGCCAUCAAGGGUGUCGCUGCCACCGACAAGGCCAUUGGUGAAAUAUACGAGGCCUGCAAGAAGCACGGAUACGUUCUGUUCAUCACCGCCGAUCACGGUAACGCGGAGGAGAUGCUCAACGAGAAGGGCACUCCCAAGACCUCCCACACAACCAACAAGGUUCCCUUGGUCCUUGCCAACGCCCCCGAGGGCUGGAGCCUCAAGAAGGAGGAGGGUGUCCUCGGAGACGUUGCACCCACCGUCCUCGCCGCCAUGGGCAUCGAACAGCCCGAGGAGAUGUCGGGUAAAAGUCUUCUGGUCAAGGCCUAGAUCAAUUAUAUAUAGAAUCUUUUCCUUUUUUUGGUUUAGAAAAGGCUAUUUCCAGCUGGUUAUGGAUCUAUAAAUCAAGAUACUUUGUUUCUCUUUACACACAGAGACCGAAAUCUCAGAACGCCAAAUGCGCCGGGUCCCAAGAUAUUUUUCCGGAACCUCCCAUGCUGGUUCUACCUUCAUCAUCAUUGGGUUGUCUUAGCACAAGUAGA